Molecule: messenger RNA, 2322 nt
Organism: Mytilus trossulus (common blue mussel)
Lineage: Eukaryota; Metazoa; Mollusca; Bivalvia; Mytilida; Mytilidae
Product: zinc finger MYM-type protein 1-like
Exons: 1
Coding region: 1-2322 (773 amino acids)
Molecular function (GO): protein dimerization activity
Source: RefSeq, a predicted model, not a curated record
AUGGAGAAGGAAUCGGAAGUUAACGUAGAUCAUUGUAUUGACAGCGUGCUACCAUUAGAACCACAGACUGGUGAAGUAAUGGAAAAGGUGACGAAGAUUGGCCCAUCAUUUGAUCCUUUCGUUAUUAAGAAACAAAGUUUUUCUGAAAAUGAAAAAUUGAAGAUUCUUUCUACUCCGAGCAGUAGUGAUGUAAAAACAUUUCCAACGACAAAGGGACGAAAAUAUUCCAAGGACUGGGAAAAAACUUAUCCAUGGCUGCGCUACUCAGUUGAAGAAGAUGCCGCGUAUUGUGCAUACUGCUUAGUGUUUGGUGACGGUCACGAUGACGGAAUGUUUGGAAUGAUUGGUUUUCGUGACUGGAAAAACGCAUCCGGUGACAAAAGAGGUUCACUCAGAAUACACGAGAAUAGCAAAUUACACUCUGCUGCGAAAGAAAAGGCCGAUAAUCUGAUUAUGGUUUCGAAUGAAAGUAAACCUGAUAUUUGUAGUAGUCUAAGCAAAGCGUACGAGAACAAGAUAGUUCGUAAUCGGCAGAUACUGCUUGCAAUUAUAGAUGUUAUUGUUAGUUUGGGACAACGGAAUAUUGCGCUCCGGGGAAACUGGGAUAAGGAACUGAAAAAGGAAGACGGUAAUUUUCAGUAUUUUGUGGAUUGGGUAGCUAAAUUUGAUGAAAUUUUACGUAACCAUUUGCAGUCACAAGGUCCACAUUACCUAUCGCCGAAGGUACAGAAUGAACUGAUUUAUUGCUGCGAGACCGAGAUACGCGAGAGGAUAGUUAAUGACUGUAAGCAAGCCGAAUUUUAUUCGAUAUGUGCUGAUGAGACUACCGAUGUCAGCGUUAAGGAGCAGCUUUCAUUGUGCAUUCGGUAUGUAGACGGGAUAAAGUCAGAGGUCAGAGAGGAGUUUAUGGGAUUCGUAGAACUGACAAAAACAGACGCUGAAAAUAUUGCUGGGAACAUCUUGACAUACUUAGAUAAGUGGGGAUUAGAGAUUGAAAAGUUAAGAGGACAGGGCUACGACGGUGCUAGUGUCAUGAGUGGACACGUAAACGGUGUCCAAACUCGCAUUCGGAGAACUAGUCCCAGAGCUUACUAUGUCCAUUGUCGUUCCCACAACCUUAAUUUAGUUGUGACCCAAAGUUGCAAGGUUGUACACCCAAUUCGCAAUAUAAUGGAUAAUGUGGUGCAACUAACCUGGUUCAUUUGUGCUUCAGCCAACCGAAAGAAUAUACUUAAAGAAGAAAUGUUUACCGAGUCUGACCUUAUGGUUAAGAUAAUGGAAAUUAACGAGGAAGACGAUAGCAGCGGUAAAUUAUUGCAGGAAGCUAUGCGUAAAAAAUCCAUACAACCAUUGAGUGAAACCCGUUGGACGGCUCGGGUAGAUGCAUUGUCCGCAAUAAUCACAAAUUACGAAAAACUUCACAAUGCAGUAAACAAGAUUGAGGAAAAAAGCAGUGGCGAUUCAAAAUCUAAGGCAGGUGGUCAUCGAAGGUUGAUGGAAGAUCCAGAAUUCAUUAUGGCUCUAGUUGUUGCACAGUAUGUCUUAGCAUUUUUGAAGCCUUUGACACUUUCCUUGCAAAAAGUUGACUGUGAUAUGGUAGUGGCCUUUGAUGAGGCACGGAACUUGCUAAGAACUCUGAAAUCGAUCAGAUCAGAGGAAGCAUUUACUAAACUUUUCGAGAGAGCCCGUGUUUUAGCAGAUGUAGUAGAAAUAAUUUUGCAGCCGCGGCGAAGAGUUGGAAGGCAAUUACACAGAGACAAUCCAAAUGUUGACUCGGCAGAACAGCUUUGGCGAGUUUCAAUUUUCUAUGCCUUUUUAGAUCACGUGUGCACUGAGCUUGAAAGAAGAUUCCCACAAGAACAACGACAACUGAUGAUGGGUCAAUAUCUCUUACCUGGAAAAUUUGACUACCUGACAGAUGAAUGCAUAGAUGAGAUAAAAGAAGCAUACAACCCUGAUUUACCGGACAUUGAAAACUGGCAACAGGAGAUCCUAAGAUGGAAAACAAAGUUCGCCGAAAAGGAAUCUGUUCCUAAUUCCCUCCAACAAGCUCUUGUAUAUGCACACCAGGAUUUUUAUCCAAACAUAAGACGUGUUCUUGUGCUAAUGUUAACCUUACCAGUAACGAGCGUCUGCUGUGAACGUUCCUUUUCUGCCCUAAGACGACUGAAAACUUGGGAAAGGGCAUGCAUGAGUGGUGAGAGAUUGUGCGGUCUUGCCAUGCUGCAUGUGCAUCGGGAUAAGGAUGUUAGCAGACAAAACAUUUUGAAACGUUUCGACGAAACUGGCCAUAGAAAAAUUGGCAAGCUCCAGUUUGAAUAA